UCGACGUACUCUAGGCCAAUCAUGGAUGUCGUACAGGCUGUCUCCGGCUACAUCACCAAGAUGGUGUCGGUCGGGGACUCCGCUGCAGGGGGCUCCUCCGCCGCGAAGAUGAAGAUCCUCUUGUUAGACAAUGAGACUGUCCCAAUAGUAUCCACGGCGACAACACAAUCAGCCCUCCUGAAUCAUGAAGUCUACCUCACCGACCGUUUGGAUAACCAAAACCGAGAGAAGAUGCGGCAUCUUAGAUGUCUAUGCUUUGUGCGUCCGUCGCCAGAGUCAAUACAAAGUCUGAUAGAGGAGCUGCGAGAUCCCAAGUACGGCGAGUACAAUAUAUACUUCAGCAACAUUAUCAAGAAAUCGUCCCUGGAACGGCUCGCUGAGGCCGACGACCAUGAAGUCGUACGCGCCGUGCAUGAGUACUUCGCCGACUUUCUCGUAAUCAACCCCGAUCUGAUGUCUUUAAACCUGUCAUAUCCAACGCACAGAAUAUGGAGCACUAGUCCGGAUGCGUGGAAUCAGGACUCGCUGCAAAGGUCAACGGAGGGCGUCAUGGCUCUACUUCUAGCUUUGAAGAAGAAGCCACUUAUCCGCUAUCAGAAGAAUAGUCUUAUGGCGAAGAAGCUAGCUACGGAGGUUCGGUAUCACAUGACGCAAGAGGACCAGUUAUUCGACUUUCGAAAGACGGAUACACCGCCGAUAUUACUCAUUGUUGAUCGACGGGAUGACCCGGUCACCCCUCUACUCACGCAAUGGACGUAUCAGGCAAUGGUGCAUGAACUACUAGGGAUCAAGAAUGGGAGAGUGGAUCUACGUGGCGUACCCGAUGUUCGACCUGAGUUAAGAGAGAUCGUGCUUUCUCAAGAUCAAGAUCCGUUCUUCAAGAAGAACAUGUACCUCAACUUUGGCGACCUGGGCCAGAAUGCCAAGGAUUACGUGGAACAAUUCGCGUCCAAACAUCAAGGCACUCAGAAGCUCGAUUCAAUCGCAGAUAUGAAGCGCUUUAUCGAAGACUUUCCUGAAUUUCGGAAGCUGUCCGGUAAUGUGACGAAGCACGUCACGCUAGUAGGUGAACUAAGCAGACGAGUUGGUGAAGACAACCUGCUGGAUGUCAGCGAGCUGGAGCAGAGUCUUGCCUGCACAGAAAACCACUCAAACGAUGUAAAGACACUCCAGCGUCUGAUACAAAAUCCAAAGAUACCCGUUGACAAUAAGUUGCGACUGACUGCGAUUUACGCCCUUCGCUACUCGAAGCACUCUUCGAAUUCGACGCCCAUGCUUUUAGAUCUUCUCGGUGUUGCCGGCGUCCCCCGACACAGACUGAAUCUCAUCACUAAACUCGUCACCUACCACGAGUCCUUGCAAGCUACUACGACCGCUGGAGGGGUGCCGGACUUAUUUCAAGCUGGGUCCUUUUUCGGCGGCGCACGCGACAGAUUCAAGGGCUUAAAGGGUGUGGAGAAUGUCUACACACAGCAUUCGCCGCGGUUAGAGACCACUCUGCAGGAUAUGAUCAAGGGCCGGCUUAGCCAACAAUCGUACCCUUUUGUUGAAGGGGGUGGCUCGACGAAAGACAAGCCUCAAGACAUCAUCAUCUUCAUGGUCGGAGGGACAACUUACGAGGAGGCGAAGAUGGUUGCGCAGGUCAACGCCAGCUCGCCUGGAGUCCGUGUCGUAUUGGGAGGUACCACGGUACAUAACAGUACCAGCUUCCUCGAGGAAGUCGAGGAUGCAGUCAACUCCUGGCCUGAGCCUGGACCUACGACAGCAGCAGGGCGCCUUAGAAGAGAAGUUGGAAGGUGAUUGCUGACCGGUUUCCCAAGACUUCAACGUAACAUGUAUGGUUUGCUGGUUGCUCCAUGCAUUUGAUGUUUCCAUAGUGGUCGGUGUCCAGCAUGGGCAAGCCAUAAGGGGCUCAAUAGGCACGAUAAAUAUUAAUGAAAUAACUCACAAUCCCUU
Molecule: messenger RNA, 1956 nt
Organism: Westerdykella ornata
Lineage: Eukaryota; Fungi; Ascomycota; Dothideomycetes; Pleosporales; Sporormiaceae
Product: vacuolar protein sorting-associated protein 45
Exons: 5
Coding region: 22-1800 (592 amino acids)
Biological process (GO): vesicle-mediated transport; intracellular protein transport
Cellular component (GO): Golgi membrane
Source: RefSeq, a predicted model, not a curated record